Molecule: messenger RNA, 1928 nt
Organism: Polychytrium aggregatum
Lineage: Eukaryota; Fungi; Chytridiomycota; Chytridiomycetes; Polychytriales
Product: mate-domain-containing protein
Exons: 10
Coding region: 155-1804 (549 amino acids)
Biological process (GO): xenobiotic detoxification by transmembrane export across the plasma membrane
Cellular component (GO): membrane
Molecular function (GO): antiporter activity; xenobiotic transmembrane transporter activity
Source: RefSeq, a predicted model, not a curated record
UCGCAAGAACUCAGGGAUCCGCCAUUCGCCCGGCUGCAGUUCUGCACUCGGCUUAUAGCGCAUCUCUGUCUCGCAUGCAUCCACCGUCGCCCAUUACCAACGGCUCGAUCGCCGCACUCUGUCCAGCCAUUUGUCGCAGCACACCCACCAGGCCAUGCAAUCUGAACAGCAUCCAGAGUCAACCUCGCCCUCGGCCAAAGCGCCGCCCUUUCUGGCCGAGGGCAAUCUCAGCACGGACUCGCUCGCAGAUGAGGCCACAGCGCUACUGUCCCAGAUUCAGCACAUCGAUUCGGAGCCGGUUGUGACCUUUGAAAUCUGGAGGAAGGAAGUCAAGCAAAUCAGAAAACUGGCCUGGCCCAUAUCUGCCGGAUCACUCCUGCAAAUGUCCCUCGGACUCACAACCGUGUUUUCGCUCGGCCAUCUGGGAACCAAGGAACUGGCCUCGGGCUCGCUGGCCUUUAUGUUCUGCAACAUCACCGGCUUCUCGAUCGGCGUGGGCAUGUCAACUGCGCUCGACACACUCUGCUCCCAGGCACAUACGGGCAGCAAAGAUCCCCACGCCCUUGGCAAGCAUCUCCAGCGGGGACUUGUGGUCAUGGCUGGACUGUUUAUCCCGGUGGCGAUACUCUGGUUCUUCACCGAUCAGAUCCUGGUUCUGCUUGGACAGGAGGCCGAGCUUGCUCAUUUGGCGGGACAGUACGCCAAGUGGACAACCAUAGGGCUGUACCCCCAGUUUAUUUAUGAAUGCCUGCGUCGAUAUCUCCAAGGCCAAGGGAUCAUGCAAGCCAGCUUCUAUGUGACCCUAGUCGCUUCGCCUAUCAACAUGCUCUUGCAGUGGCUAUUGGUGUGGUCUCCGGUUGGAAUCGGAUACAUCGGAUCGCCAAUAGCCGGAGCCAUCACCUACUGCCUGCUCCCGAUUUUCACGUUGGCCUAUAUCGCAUUUGUGGAUGGCAAGAAGGCCUGGGGCGGCUGGGACUGGAAGGAAGCUCUCGAUGUCUCUCAGAUCGUCGAGUUUAUCAAGCUUGGGGCACCCGGCGUUGCGAUGGUCUGCAGCGAGUGGUGGGCCUUUGAGAUCAUCACCCUCGCCACUGGGCUCCUGGGCGAUUCGUAUCUCGCUGCGCAGGCGGUUGUCUUGAACACCUGCUCGCUGAUGUAUAUGAUUCCCCAGGGAAUCUCGAUCGCAGCCACGACGCGCAUUGGUAAUGCCCUCGGAGCCAACUGCAAGAACCGUGCCCGUCUCGACGCCUGGACUGCGCUGUCGAUCGGACUGAUGAUCGGAUGUUUCAACUCGACGAUCUUGUUCCUGAUCCGCGAGAAGUGGGGAUAUCUGUGGAACAACGACCCCGAAGUCGUCAAGCUGAUUGCAGAAAUCCUGCCGCUGGGCGCCAUGUUCCAGAUCAGCGACGGCAUCGGCGUGAUUGCGGGAGGAAUCCUUCGUGGAUGCGGCCGGCAGCACAUUGGGGCAUACAUCAAUCUUGCUGGGUACUAUGCAUUGGGCAUCCCGCUCUCUCUGCUCCUUGCCUUUCGGUACAAUCUGGAGCUGGUUGGUCUCUGGAUCGGACUGACAGUGGGCUUGUUUGUGGUGUCGAUCAUUCAGAUCCUGAUCAUCUCGCGAACGGACUGGGAAGAGGAAGCCCGAAGGGCCCGUGAGCGAGUCCGCUCGAGGGAAUACGACGAACAGGCUUCAAGCUCGCACACCUCGUAUGGCACGGCGCCUCAGGGCUCGACAGGCGACGUGGAGGACCACGGCGUUGGCAGCAGCCACGACCCGCUAUUGGUUGUGACGAUCGAAGAGAGCGACUAGCGGUCCUGUCCCACUCCCGAUGUCGGUUCUGGGACUGCAGAGAGUGCGCAGGUCACUGUCGCGGCUCGAUCGAUUGUACUGGCGCUGGUGGCAGCUCCUGCUUCUGUCCUCCACCGCCCAAUAC